AUGGAGCUCAGCAAAGAUGCUUCUGGCUCAAAGAACCCCGAGAAGAAAAUUUCCGAUUUUGAUGCAUUCAAGUCAAGCCCCGAGAAAGAUUUAAACACCGCUAAAUCCUCAAGCAUACCGAGAAUGGAGUGCCGAGACCCAUUUAUGAAGAGAAGCAGAUCAUCUGCAAAAAGCAGAACUGACAUGGCUGAAAAAGAAAGUAGCAAUCCACCCCUUUCCCUGGCGCUGCUGGAUCCAGAUGUUCUGGAGUGUCCCAUUUGUUGCUUGCCCCUGAAGAUUCCUAUAUUUCAGUGUACUAAUGGACAUCUAGCUUGUUCGUCCUGCUGUGACACAAUUCAGGGAAUAUGCCCAUCCUGUAGAGGGGAAGGGUACAAUCGUUGCAGAGCCAUGGAGAGAGUCAUUAAAGCCACUAGAGUGUCGUGUCCAAACGCCAAAUACGGGUGCAAAGAGACUGUCUCCUAUGAAAAUCCCUCCAUCCAUGAGAACCAGUGUGUUUUUGCUCCAUGUUCCUGCCCUGUUCGUGACUGCAACUAUACUGGCUCAGACAAGGAUCUCUACAACCACGUCCGUGCUAAACACAAGGAAGACCUGAAUCUGAUUGUGUGGGAUACUCCUUCAAAUGUUGUCUUGGGCUCGGAUGAGAAGAUUAUCUUUUUUCAAGAAGAGAAAGAUAGGGAACUGUUUGUAGUUCAAGCUUUUCGCAGAUCGGAUGGUUUGGCUGUAAGCGUGAGCUGCAUUGCAACUUUGUCCCCGAGACUUAGCAGAUUUUCUUGCUGUCUGAAGUUUGCAACCUGGAAUAUCACAUUGAAGCAGGCAUUUAUGCUAAGGGAAAUUCAGAAAGUGAGUGAAGUGCCCGAAUACGUUUUCAUGUUAGUUCCCUCACAUUUGUUGCCUAGUGACGAGAACGUUACUAUGAGCAUUUGUUUCAGCCGCGGCCUGGGAUCCCCGGAAGUGGCAACGGUUUCCCUCCAUUCUGAAAAUGCAAAAAAAUCCGUCAAAGAAGAAUCUGUUGAGGACUCGACCAGAGAUCAUCAUGUUUCCGUGACGCUUCUGGAUCAAGAUGUUCUUGAAUGCCCCAUUUGCUGCGAACCCUUGAAGAUUCCUAUAUUUCAGUGUGAUAAUGGUCAUCUAGCUUGUUCUUUGUGCUGCAACAAAGUUAAGAACAUAUGCCCUUCCUGUACAUUACCGAUUGGGUACAGUCGUUGCAGAGCCAUGGAGAAAGUUAUAGAAGCAACUAGAGUGUCAUGCCCACACGCCAAAUACGGAUGUAAAGAGAAUAUCUCAUACGGAAACCAAUCAAGCCAUGAGAAGCUCUGUGUUUUCACCCCUUGUUCCUGCCCCAUGAGUGACUGCAACUAUACCGGCUCAUACAAUGAUCUCAUGAACCACGUCGAUGUUGAACACAAGGAAGACCUGCUUCUUUUUUCAUGGGACACUCCUUUAAAAAUUAAGUUCAACCUCGGUGAGAAGCUUACAAUUCUUAAAGAAAAGAAUCAUGGGAAACUGAUUGUGGUUCAAGGUUCUAAUGGAUCGCAGGGUAUGAUUGUACGUGUGAGCUGCUUUGCACCUUCGGUACCUGAAAGUGAAAGGCUCAGUUUGUUUUGCAGUCUGAAAUUGAAAAGCUUAAAUUACAGAUUGAAACAUGGAUUGAAGGUGACCAAUAUUCAGAAAAUGAGUGAUGAACAACCUGAAUACGGUUUCAUGUUGGUUCCUUCCUAUAUGCUGGGAAGAACAUACAUGGACAUUUGCAUCAGCCAUAGACGUGCCGAAGCUUUUUACUAG
Messenger RNA from Eutrema salsugineum, 1782 nucleotides. RefSeq names its product E3 ubiquitin-protein ligase SINA-like 10. Gene Ontology annotation, molecular function: zinc ion binding. The record is from RefSeq and is a predicted model, not a curated record. NCBI's taxonomy places the organism in Eukaryota, Viridiplantae, Streptophyta, Magnoliopsida, Brassicales, Brassicaceae. The coding region runs from base 1 to 1782 and encodes 593 amino acids. The transcript has 5 exons.